Zingiber officinale is the source of this 2825-nucleotide messenger RNA. Its product is annotated as receptor-like protein kinase HERK 1. NCBI's taxonomy places the organism in Eukaryota, Viridiplantae, Streptophyta, Magnoliopsida, Zingiberales, Zingiberaceae. The record is from RefSeq and is a predicted model, not a curated record. Gene Ontology annotation, cellular component: plasmodesma; plasma membrane. Bases 418 to 2820 code for a protein of 800 amino acids. Gene Ontology annotation, molecular function: ATP binding; transmembrane receptor protein tyrosine kinase activity. Gene Ontology annotation, biological process: protein autophosphorylation. The transcript has 2 exons.
CGGAUCCUUACUCCACUUAUUUAUGGGUAAGAGAUGAUCACUUUACCUGCAUUAAUGGGACAAUUUCGUUCAAAACCAUUCAAAUCUCCGACAGAGACAACUUCGUUGACGGCGGCAAGUUGCGAGAGUCUUGGAGAGAGGAGAUGAAGACGUCUCUCUGUCUAUUUCUCUUUGCGUCAUUUCAGUGUGAAGCGGAAGCCUCUCUCUCGUCCUUUUCCCAUCAAGUCAAGAGAUAAUAUCAACCCUGCUUGUUAACUGCGGAGCCAAGGAGGAUUCUACCUUCUUCAACAGUUUGAUGCCUCUUCUGCGCGUUUCUGGCCGAGUGAAUCGGUUCGCUUUGCGUUGCUCUCGCGAGCCCAUCUUGUUCACAGCGGCUAGGAAUUAAGGGUUGGAUUAGGUCAAAAGAUUGAGCUUUUGAUGACUAUGGGAAUCCCUGCGCUGGCGUUCCUCGUCUCCCUGACGGCGUCAAUUCCAUGGUGCUUCUGCGCAUUCACCCCUGCGGACAACUACCUGAUCGAUUGCGGGUCUCCGACCGACACCACCAUCGGAAGCAGGAGCUUUGUGGCCGAUUUAUCCCUGUCCUCCACGCUGACGACGCCGGAGAGCAUCUUGGCGAGCACCACUCGAAGCCCCGGAGCGUCUUCUCCCGCCUCAGCACUCUAUCAAACUGCCCGCGUCUUCACAGGGCCAUCCUCCUACUCCUUUUCGAUCAAGGCGCAAGGCAGACACUUCAUUCGCCUCUACUUCUUCCCAUUUGCGUACGGUAGUUACAACCUCACGGCCGCAGCUUUCACCGUAUCGACUCAAGAUUUGGCGCUUCUCAACAAUUUCCGCUCUAAUUCAUCCUCCAUGAAGGAAUUCUUAGUAAAUAUUGUUCGCGACACCCUCAUCCUCUCCUUUGCACCAUCAGGAAGAAGCAGUUCCCUGGCCUUUGUGAAUGCUAUAGAAGUAGUAUCAGCUCCGGAUGAUCUAAUUAUCGACCGUGCACAAACUGUUCGAAUGCAAUCUUAUCAGGGUUUAUCAGCACAAGCAUUCGAGACAAUUUAUCAUCUCAAUGUGGGUGGCCAAGAGCUCCUUCCAGAUGCUGAUGUUUGGUGGAGAAGUUGGGAUUCUGAUCUGAGGUUUUUGAUGGAUGCCACUUCAUCUGAAACAUCGAAUUUCUCCGGACGGCUUAAUUUUCUCGAAGGAGAAGCAACCGAAGAGAGUGCACCGAGUAUCGUAUAUGCCACCGCGAGGGAAUUGGUUUCGACCGAUACUUCUGAUACAAUGAUCAAUAUGACAUGGAAGCUCAAAGUUGAUGCCGGUUUUAGCUACUUGAUGAGGUUUCAUUUCUGUGACAUUGUAAGUCUUGCAGCUGAUGAGCUCUACUUUGAUGUCAGUGUGGGUAACUGGCACAUACUUACUGAUUUUGAUCUUUCCAGUAUCUUACAUCGAGAAUUGGCCGCGCCUUAUUUCGUAGAUUUUGUUAUAGAAGCUAGUGACACCCCGGACGAGCUUUCUAUCAGUGUUACUCCUUCAGCUUUAUCUGUUGUUCGCAAUGGCAUCCUUAAUGGCCUUGAGAUUUUGAAGAUGAACUUCUCUGUUGGCUCUGUGAUUGUUGUGCCGCCGCCUUUAUCUGGUUCAAAGAAGAACUCAGGCAUUUUGGCUGGCUCAGUCAUUGGAUCUGUUGCCAUUUUUGUUGUCACUAGUGUUGUUCUUCUCGUGGUGCUACGACGAAGGAAACCCCGCAGCAAGAAGUCUGUUGAUUCGAUCGGAACCGCCUUCUUUUCUGAGAAGAAUGGACAAUUCGGUUACCGCUUCCCGCUUGUUGAGCUACAAGGAGCAACAAAUAACUUCGACGAUAGUUUGCUGAUCGGAUUCGGUGGGUUUGGAAAAGUCUACAAAGGUGUGUUGAGCAACAGCACAAAGAUAGCAGUGAAGAGAGGGAAUUCAGUGCACAAACAAGGCCUGAAGGAGUUCCACACCGAAAUCGAAUUGCUAUCGCAAUUGCGCCAUCGCCAUCUAGUCUGCCUCAUCGGAUUCUGCGAUGAGAAGAACGAGAUGAUACUUGUUUACGAGUACAUGGAAAGUGGAACUCUCAAGAGACACCUCUAUGGUUUAGAUCUUCCUCCUCUUAGCUGGAAGCAGAGGCUGGAAAUCUGUAUCGGAGCAGGGAGAGGGAUUCAUUACCUCCAUACGAGUUCGACGGCGGCUAUCAUCCACCGCGAUGUGAAGUCCGCGAACAUUCUACUCGAUGAGAAUCUAUUGGCAAAAGUGUCAGACUUUGGAUUGUCGAGGACUGGACAGGAGUUGGAUCAGUCUCAUGUCAGCACUGAAGUGAAAGGCAGUUUUGGAUAUCUCGAUCCCGAGUACAUCAGAACGCAAAGACUAACCGAAAAAUCUGAUGUUUACUCUUUCGGUGUGGUUUUACUCGAAGUUCUUUGUGGUAGGCCGGCCAUUGAUCCCUCAUUGUCAAUGGAGGAUAUCAACUUGGCUGAAUGGGGAAUGAAGUGGCUGGAGAAAGGGGAGUUACAGAGGAUUGUGGAUCUGCGAAUCGCGGAGACAAUGAGUUCUGCAUCUCUGAGAAAAUUCGGAGAGACAAUCGAGCAUUGUCUGGCAGAUUGUGGCAUCGCGCGACCCACAAUGGCAGAAGUAGUAUGGAAUCUGGAGCACGCACUGAAGCUUCACUUGCAUGAUGCCGGUAUCUCCGAGAUCGAUAGCACAGUUCGCAUCGCUGAGACUUCGCCAAUGGUUCAAGGUAUCGAACCCGAUGGAGGUUUAUCUUUGCACAGUACCAAUGAGAUUGAAGAUGAAUCUAUUCUCUUCUCGCUUCGAGUUUGAUUCUG